UUUUAUAAUGCAGCUUUGGAAAUUAAAUCCUCGUCAUUAACAAAUAAAAAAGCGAAUGUUCUUGGAGUCCAAUUUAAUUAUGCAAUUUUAGAUGUAGAAUUUGAUUCACCGUUAUACAAAUACGAUCAAUUAGGUUGCCCAAACUUCAACUGUACAAUAGAAGCAAUCGACUGUUCUUGUGAUUAUAGUAAUUCAAAUGAAUGCCCCAAAACUACCGGACGUAACCCAUCAUGUCCACCAUGUCCCAUUCUAGAUAGAUUUGGUUCAAGUAUAUGUAAUGGUGGAAUUAAAAAUGUAAUGAAGGUGGUUAAGGAUAAACCAAUUACACUUAAUAUCAACGAGCCUAUCCAACUUAGAUAUAAAGCCGAUGCUAGUAUAUGUGAGGGUUUAAUGGUAACAAGUUAUCCCAUCGAUGGCUAUUAUUCAAUGUCUAUUGGCUAUACACAAGGUAAUCAAAAGCAAGUUAUCAUCAACCAGCCAGAGGUAUACAGUAUUGCUAGAAUGUGCCCAAGUGACCAAGAAUUAAGCUUUGCUAUACCAGAUACAUGGACUAGAGAUACCUAUUUCAUUAAUAUUGUACCUUUUGGUGGUGUAACUGAUAAUGUAACAUUGUCAUUGGAAAUAACAUCGAAACCAGUACCCAUCUUACAAUCAUCAUCAUCUGCUGCCUCAUGUAACCAAGUUUUACCAACUCAUAAAUGUAUUAAUGAAGGAGAGGUUGUUACUGGUACUGGCGAUGCAACAAAGUAUACAUAUUACACUUUUAAUGUAACCAAAGCAGCCACUUACACUAUUAGAGCUCCAAACUUGGCACAAACAAUUUAUUUAUUAGCAGACAGCACAAACCAACACCCACAAUUCAAUGGCUUAUUUACAGAUUGGAAUUCUUUAAGAGAAAGUGAAAAUUACCUAACUCUAUAUUUAGAACCUUCUAUAAUAUACAUCUCAAUUUACUCUGUUUACCAAAGUAGUUUCUCUUUUUCAAUUACAUCAGAGGGUUAUAAGAAACAAGUUAAGGUAUCCUCAUUACCACCAAAAGCCUCUGCAUACUACAUGGUUGGUACAUCGAAUUUACGUUUCCCAACUGCUAUUUUCCAAUGCGACGUCUAUUAUCUUUGUUAUCCAUUUUCAACUCAGGUUAGCUAUAGUGAUCCAAAUCCACUCUAUCCAGUACCCUCAAUUUUCAAAACGUUAGAUGGCAGCAAUAUUCCAUCAUUUCAAUCUAUAAACUAUAUCGACGAUACAAAUGAAAACCCAAUCAAUGAAAAUAGUUAUCAGGUUUCAUUUUUGUAUUCAUAUAAAAUAGGUUUGGACCCACCCAUUGAAUAUUCAUCAUUCGAAGCAAUAAAAUACACAAAGUUAUCAUUUUUAAGUAAUUUAUAUGAUGAAAAUAAUAAUGUUUUAACGAAUAAAAACUCAACAACAUUUGAAUUUAAAGAAUUAGAAUGUAACUAUACACAAUUUAAAGAUAUUAAGAAUGAAUUAGACAGCUAUGAAGAGGUUUUAUAUAAUGUUACAGAAUUAGAUCAAUUAAAUAGUUUAAGAUAUAAAUUAGAUUCAUUAACUAUUCGUAACAACUAUGUUGGGUGUACAUCAAAAGCAUUAGAUUAUUUGGAAAUAGAGUACGUUUUAAAAAAUAUUACCUCAAGUGGUUGCCAUUAUGAUGUUGGUACUGAUGAAUACUAUUCAAGCCCAUGUUGCAUAAAAACCUUACAAUAUUAUCAAUGCUGUGUACCAGAAUCCAGACAAGAGAAUGUAACCAGUUUUGUGGAUGUUUCGAGUAAUAUAGUUACUGAAGAGUGCUCAGACCCAUCAUGUACCGAACAAAUAAUAAAGCAGUAUUAUGGCUCUCUUCAAGUUCAGGAUAAUUGUUUAACUCCACCAAAUACCUUAGAGGACAUGAUGAGCACCACCAUUCAAGUACUACGUCAAUGUAAAUCUGUAUUAGAAGUUCAAUAUUGUAACUCUGAUGAUGAAUGUAAAACUUUUUCAGGACCAGAUGGUGUUUGUGAUCUUUUUCUCCGUAGAUGUUUACCAAAUUUCGAAUAUAUGGAUAAAAGAUACCUUCAUUGUGUAUUUAGCCAAUUAGAUCAAAGCACAAUUUAUAAAGUUUUACACAAACCAUUCCAUGUCAAUGAAAGCAUUAUCGAUGAAAUUUACAAUAGUCAUUUAAAAGACGAUAUUACAAAUAAAUUGUUUAUGAAUAGAAAAUUAAUGGCAUAUUGGUCAUCCACCACCGCCGAUCCAAAUUUCAAUACAUUAUUUUACCCAACUACUUUUGGUUUGGAUAAAUCAAUGGAACUUGUUCACGAUGUCAAGUAUGACAACUUAUUUGAUUUUGCUGCUUUAUAUACAACAACAAACUUGUGGGAAAUCUUUGGUAUGUGUCCAUUUUAUAGUUGCUAUGGUUAUGCAAAUUCCACUAUAGCUGGAUCUCAAAAAGAAGCUGAUUGCUAUAAUGCAUGUAAUGCAAGUCCAAGCUUUUGUGGUUAUUGCCCAACAAAUGAAACUUAUUGCUACUUUCUUGGUUACGAUCAAAGCACAUGUGGUGUUCAAGAUUAUUGUCUAUACUUCUAUGGAUACACAUAUAAUGGAUAUUCAAAAGAGCUAUGUGAAGCAAGUGGUUCAUGUAGUGUUUAUUGUGACUAUGAAUGCAAAUCUAUAGCUACACAACCAUAUUGUAUUGACCCAAGUUCUCUAACAGAAACAGAUUGUUUAAUGAAUACUAAUACUGUUUGGGAUACUACCACGACAGUACAAUUUUGCCGUUUUACAAAUAUUUCAACAAGCAAUAACUGCGACGCUUCAUUAAAUCAAAUAUGGGUAGAGUGCGAAUCAAAAAAUGUUGAUGAGUGCACUGGUCCACUUGGUCAACUAUCGGGCAUGUGCUAUAUCUCUGGUAUACUCUGUAAUACAGAAGAGGAGUGUCUAAAUGCUGGUGAAUGCUCUGACUCAUUUUAUUUUACAACUGAAAAUACUCAAGGCUAUACCCAAGGUUUAGGUUUAGGUAAAUGUGUAAAAAAACAUCAAAUAGUUGGUACCAAUGUUAGAUGCGAAUUUAAUUUAAAUGGGUAUACUGAACAAGAUUCUCCAAUGGGAUGCUUUAGCCAUUACCCACAAGUUUCAACUAGAAUAGAAUGUGAAUCUCUUGGCGAAGAUUAUAAAUGGUGGUCUCCCUCAUUAUCAAAUAAAACAAAAUGUUUACAAGAAAAAGGUUGCUCUACAUAUGUCACUAAAAAUACUCAAAUGCUACCAUAUAAUAAAAUAUUUAAUGAAAUGGAUGAACACGUUUGUAGUGGUUGUUCCGAUAAUUCAAAUUCAUGGAAAUCUAAAUAUCAAUGGGAAAAUAAAUUUAAAUGGACUCCAGGUUUCUGGUACAAAGGUGUCCAUACAAAAGGUCAAUGGUAUGACCCUUUAAAAUUUGUUUAUAUAAACAAGCAAACCAAAACAUUAGAUUAUCAAAAGAUCUAUGAUGAAUUAGUAGAUUCUGUAAAUAAUCAAAUGGCAGAUAUGGUCCGUUGUGAAUACUUUUGCCGACAACAACGUGUAAAAGAUAAUUUAGAUUCAAUAUCAUGCAGCUGUUCAGGCGAUGGGGGAUCUGAGUGCUUUAAAGAGACUGCUUUACUUUUAGGACAAGUUAAACCCUGCUCUGGUACAAAACAAUUGUUUUCAUUUGACUACGGUAAUAUCAUAUUUACAAACGAAUCGGUUAAUGAGGGUUGUGGUAAUAUUAUUGUUUCACAGUACCCAAAAAAUAUUUUCACAAAUACUCAAGACCAACACUUCCCAUCAAACUUUGUAUCAUAUCCAAAACCAGAUAACUUUGGUAUAUUUAAUAGCAAGGAUACAAUUAUCGGAACUUUAAUUGGUGAUGGUAUAAAGUUAGAAAUUCAUGGUGUCCAACAAUUUACCAUUUGCUUUGACUAUGAUGACAAUCAAGUUCAAAACCAUAAAAAAUAUCCAAUAUUUGAUUUUGCCUCAUAUAAUUUAGAAAAAGGUAUACUAUUCCCAUUAAAUAUAUCAAUUUACUUUAGCAAUUCAACAGGUAAAGAACAAUUGUGCGCAGAUAUCAAAGUCCAAGAUCCCAACAUAAAUCUUUUCCCCGCCAAUCGUAUGGAUAAAUGGGAAGAAGAAAAUAAAACUUUCUUUAAAUCAGAUGUUAAAGGUUUAUUAUAUGCAUUAGCUGCCAUCUUUUUAGCUGUAUCAAUCUAUGGUUUUUAUCAAUUGGUUAUUGUUGUUCUCAUUAGGAUCAAAGGAAUUGUUCAAAGAUUUGAAUUAGUUCAUCUCUUAAUCUUUAUGAUUUUUUCAUUCGUAACAAUUCGUAUGGUCUAUUUCUUCCUCCUUCCAAAUGGGUCUUUAUCUGAUAACUCUGUCGCAGAUUAUAUUUUAGUUAUCUUACCAACCUUCUUUUAUUUCAGUUGCUAUACAAUUGUAGUAGUACUUUGGUAUACCAUCAUUUUCAUUGUACUCAAGGUUAAUAGUAGCAGAAAUUUACAAAAAAGAGUUUUCUCUUUAUUGGGUAUUAUAAAUUUAAUUAUUUAUAUAUUAUUAGUUGUUGUAAUUUUAGUCUUCAAUUUUACCAAAGAAUCAAAUUCAAACUCGUGUGGCAAUCGUGUAAUUAUUGAUCCAAAAAGUUCAAACUCACAAAAAACAGUUAGUAUAUUAUAUGCCGUUAUUCAAGCAUUAAUAUCCUUAGUUAUAGGUGCAGCAUUUAUAUAUUUGGGUGGUAGUUUAUAUUUAGCAAUGAAAAAAGUUAAAACCCCAAGUAGCAAAUCAAGUAAACACCAACAAAAAAUAUUUUUAUUAACAACAAUUUGCUCUGCUGGUUUCAUUCUCCAUUGUAUUUUUAUUUUAGUAAUUGUUGGCCUUAAAGAACCAAGUGUAGUUUUUAGUUUUAUUGGUUUGAUUCUAACCGAAGUUAUUCCAUCUGUAACUAUUCUCUACUGCUAUGAUCAAAGAGCAAGCUUAUCACUCGACCUUAGUUUAUCA
Molecule: messenger RNA, 4989 nt
Organism: Dictyostelium purpureum
Lineage: Eukaryota; Evosea; Eumycetozoa; Dictyosteliales; Dictyosteliaceae
Exons: 3
Biological process (GO): chemotaxis
Source: RefSeq, a predicted model, not a curated record